Dermatophagoides farinae (American house dust mite) is the source of this 4550-nucleotide messenger RNA. RefSeq lists its product as uncharacterized. NCBI's taxonomy places the organism in Eukaryota, Metazoa, Arthropoda, Arachnida, Sarcoptiformes, Pyroglyphidae. Gene Ontology annotation, biological process: peptidyl-serine phosphorylation; peptidyl-threonine phosphorylation; mRNA cis splicing, via spliceosome. Gene Ontology annotation, molecular function: protein serine/threonine kinase activity; ATP binding. The record is from RefSeq and is a predicted model, not a curated record.
CACAAUAAAACGCAACAAAUAAAAAGUCCCAUUGCUCACUCUUCUAGGUACGGUCCGAAUGUUGUUUGUGACCGAUACUGACGAAUGUGGUUUUUUUUUGUUGCUAAAGCAGACCGACUCGAUUGUAUUGAUCCUUUUCAAGAAUUUGAUUGAAAGCUAAUAAGGUGAUUGUUUUUGUAUCAUUUAGAAUCAUCAAAUGUGAUUAUUUUUUUAUAACAAUCUACGAAUUCAAUAAACCAUAAAAUUCUGGUGAAGUAAAUUUGAAAAUAAAUUUCAAAGUUGACUAAUUUUCUUAUUUUCAUGAAAUCCAAACUUAUAAACCGGACUAUAUUAUUUAAUAUAUAUGAUGGACAAAACGACCGACAUCAUUAUCGCUUCCAAUGAUGAAUCAACAUCCCAAAUAAAACGAAAGCCGAUUAAAUUGGCUAGUCAGGUUGUUGUCAGCAAAACUGCUUCUUCAUCAAAUCGAAAUUCAUUCUCUCGACACAACUAUGAUGGACACAGUCGAUAUUCGGAACCCGAUGAUGAUGAUGAUGAUGAUGUUGAUUCCGAUGAUCGUGAAUUAGAUGCAAUUCUCAAUGAUCACGAUGACGGUGAUUCUCUUGAUGAUGAAAUCGAUAUCAGACGCCAACAACGACGCCGGCGUCCAUCGAUUGAUAAAGACCAUUAUCGAACUGAUGAUGAAGAUUUAGAACCAAAACGUAGACGGACAAGUAGCUUAUCGAACAAUAGUGAUAUCUAUCAUAAUCAUCAUGGAAUAUCUAGCAAGUAUCAUAAUUAUCCUCAUCAUGAUCGCACUAAUCGAUCACAAUUAAUUGAUCGUGACUAUAGACAUCGCUCAGCUUCGGUAGAUAAACAUGAUAGUUAUGAAGUUGAUCAUGAUUCGAAUCAUUCUUAUCAUCGUAGAAAAAAAGAUCGAAGCAGAUCAAGAUCAAAUGAUCGAAAUUAUCGUUCGAAAAGUAUGGAUCAAAAUGAUCGAUAUGAAGACAUUAAUUCCGGAACCAAACUGUCGACAGAUUUGAAGAAAAAAUCGUCAUCAGAAUUACAACCCAUAAUCGGUUUAAAAAAAGAAUAUGAAACAAAGUUAUUAAAUAGCGAUAAAGAAUAUCCCAAUAAAAUCGCUGAUCUCCGUAACGCUUUGAAAGAGAUGAGCCGGCCGGAUCAACGAAAAUGGGUGUAUGCCAUCGAUGAUGCAAAUCCUGUACCAUUGAAAAUCGAAAACGAUCCUAAAUGGAUCUAUUCGGAAAAAAUUUCUGAAGAUGAUGUGAAAAAAUUAAUCAGUCAGCGUUCACUUGAAUUAACCGAAGAAAACAAAGUGAUUGCGAAAAAAUUUUCAGCUUACAAAAUAAUUGAUGCCGAUGUGGAUAAAGUUGACAUCAAUGAGACUGAUGUGGAAAAGCCUAUCGCAACAAUUAAAUCAAAAUGUGAACCUAAAUUGAAGCUAUCGAAAUCAAUGAACGGAAAAAAUCAAAAAUCAAAAGCAAAAAACGCGGCUGGAGCUAAAAAAUCCAAUCCAAACAAAGAUCCUGAAGCUCAAUUCUUUACAUUGAAUUUGAGGGACGACAAAGAUGAAGAAGAAGAAUUUGAUGGUAUCGAUUAUGAAUCAUUGUCAAAAAAAUUGGCUCAAAAAGAUGCUGCAGCUCUUCGUCGAGCGAUGGCUGAAAAAUGGAGAAAGAUUGUAGACGAUGAAGAACGAGCUGUAGCUUUGGCUGCUCAAAAAGAACGUGAAAAAUUGAAUCAAAAAACUGCGGCAAUAUUAAAAUCAAAGGAUGUUAAACCCGCAAACAAUACUAAAGACAAAGAAAAAGAAGUUAAACAAGAGAAAGUAGAAAAAGAGAAGUCUACUGAAUUAGAAGUGAAAACUUUUGCCGGCGAAAGCCUUGUUGAUAAAGUGACAUCUAUACGAGAACAGGCAAAACGUGAAUUGGAAGAACUUGAGCAACUAAUGCGUCAAAGAGCAAUUUUGAUGGCUAAAUUAAAAUCAGAAAAAUUCGAGGAAGGUGACGAUGCCGAAAUAAUCAAUAUUGAUCUCAAGAUAAAAUGUCAUUCUAAGGAUAAAGGUGAAGAUUCAUUACUUGAUGAACGUUCAAAGCCUGCGUCUAAUCCUAGUAAUAACAAAGAUAUCCAAAUUGAUAAAAAUGAUGAAAAAUUCACUAAUAACGAUUCUAAGAAGGAAUCGAAAUCUAAAUCAGAUUGUCGGAAAUCCGAUGAUGACAGUGAUGAAAAUGUUAAACAUAGAAGAUCAAAGCAUAAAAAACAUAAGAAACACAAGAAAAAAUCCUCUUCGCAUUCACGUCGCAAACAUCAUCAUCGUAGUCGUUCGAAAGAAAUGUAUGAUGAAAAAGGUGGCCAGAAAAAUUUCCAUGAUGAUUAUGAGCGCGACUAUCGACGGCGUGAUACUGAUUAUCGAUAUAAUUAUGAUAAUAAAAAUGACGAUGGAUAUCGUUAUGAGGAUUCCCGUUAUGCUCGUACAGAAUAUCAACAUCAUCGUAAUAGACGAGAUUAUUAUGAUGACCGUUCAUCAGCGUACCGUGAUCGUUAUCGUGAUGAUCAACGUUCUCAUCUUGAUGAUAUCGACUCAUAUCAUCAUCGUUCUCCUAGAGACAAUUAUCGCGAUUAUUAUAACCGUGAUGAUAGAAAUGGUAAUAAUGAUGAUGAUUACAGACAUCGAUCCAUCAGAGAUUAUCGGGAAAAAGAAGAAUCUAGUCGCCACCGUUCAAAGGAUCCUUACCAUUACCGUUCAGCUGAUGAUCAAAAUCGAUCAUCAGAUUAUUAUGGUGCCAAAGGUUAUCGCGAUACUCAGACAUCUCGAUCUAAUCGAGAUUACCACCCUCAAAGUAUUGAUAAUCGAAAACGUUCUUCGAUCUCGCGAUUUGAUCGGGCCAAAGGUCAUUCCUCUUCUUCGUCGGAUGAUGGAGCCGAUGAUAUCGAUAUCAAAGAUUUGGACGACGAAGACAAUGAAGAGAAAGAAAUUGAACGCCGUCGAAGGCAGCGACAAGAACUCUUGAAGAAAUUACAAUCUACUAAAACGAGUUCUCUGGAGGAAACAUCAAAUGAACCGACUAAUUUUUCGACCACAGUCUGUGACUGUGAUGAUUCAACAUCUAUGACUUGUAAAUCUGACACGAAAGUUCAAGGCCCAACUACAUUUGAAUCCAUAUUGAAAAAUAACCCACAACCAAAUGAGGAGAAAAAACAACAACUACAAAAAGCAAAGCGUAAACAAUUUGACAUGUUUGCAGAUGAAAAAGAUGAAUUUGAAGAUCCUGUUGCACGGUUACACCAAUUUGGACAUCUGGAUGAAAAAUCAUUGGCCAAUAAAAAUUCCCAAAAUCAUCAAAAUAGCCAAUCACAUUUGAUCGACAAUUGGGAUGAUUCCGAAGGAUAUUAUCGCAUUAGAAUUGGCGAAAUGUUGGACAAUCGCUAUUCAGUUUAUGGGUUCACCGGACAAGGGGUCUUUUCCAAUGUUGUUCGUGCCCGUGAUAAAAACAAAGAUCAACAGGAUGUGGCCAUUAAGAUUAUUCGAAACAAUGAAGUAAUGCACAAAACCGGAUUGAAAGAGUUAGAAAUGUUGAAAUGUUUGAAUGCAGCUGAUCCGGAUGACAAAUAUCAUUGUCUUAGGCUAUAUUCAUCUUUCUAUCAUCGACAACAUUUAUGUCUUGUAUUUGAACCAUUAGCCAUGAACCUACGAGAAGUGUUGAAAAAAUAUGGAAAAGAUGUUGGUCUUCAUAUCGAUGCCGUGCGGUCUUAUGCUCACCAACUAUUCCUGGCUUUGCGUUUAUUGAAGAAGACAUCUAUACUACAUUCUGAUAUAAAACCUGAUAAUAUUUUGGUCAAUAAUAAAAAAACUGUCCUAAAACUUUGCGAUUUCGGUUCGGCAUCAUAUCUAAGAGACAGUGAAAUAGCACCAUAUUUGGUUAGCAGGUUUUAUCGUGCACCAGAAAUCAUUCUUGGAUUACAAUAUGAUCAUGCUAUCGAUAUGUGGUCGGUUGGAUGUACUUUAUAUGAGUUAUACACAGGCAAGAUUAUGUUCGCCGGCAAAAGUAAUAAUCAGAUGCUAAAGUAUUUUAUGGAUUUACGGGGAAAAUUUUCUCAUCGUAUGAUACGAAAAGCAACUUUCCGCGAUCAACAUUUUGAUCAUGAUUACAAUUUUCUAUAUCAAGAUAUUGAUCGUGUUACCGAAAAGGUGAAAAUUGUAACCUUAACAAACAUGCAAGCUAGCCGUGAACUUCAAUCCGAAUUGAUGGCUGGUCAACAAUUAAGCGAACCAUUGUCCCGUAAAGUUGGUCAACUCAAAGAUCUGUUGGACAAAAUCUUUGUCCUGGAUCCUAUACGUCGUUUGACUCCAUCACAAGCUUUGAUGCAUCCGUUUAUAUCGGAAAAAUUGUAAUCAUUGGAAUCAUUUUCUCGUAUUUGUACAGGUAAAUGAUAGGUUUUUUUUUUGCUAAUUUCUUCGCGUUUUUUGUACAAAAUGGAUAAAGUUUCGAAUUAGUGCACUCAUCAUAAACAUUUGUUUCAUUUUAUAAUUAAAAUGUAUUUCAGUUUCUUAA